Messenger RNA from Sugiyamaella lignohabitans, 2571 nucleotides. RefSeq names its product AMP deaminase (gene AMD1). Gene Ontology annotation, molecular function: AMP deaminase activity. The transcript has a single exon. The record is from RefSeq and is a predicted model, not a curated record. Gene Ontology annotation, cellular component: cytosol. Lineage: Eukaryota; Fungi; Ascomycota; Dipodascomycetes; Dipodascales; Trichomonascaceae. The coding region runs from base 1 to 2571 and encodes 856 amino acids. Gene Ontology annotation, biological process: AMP metabolic process; IMP salvage.
AUGUCUGUGUCGGAGAUUAUGUUCCAGAAUGACGAUGAUAGAAUGGAAGCCGAUAAGGAAAUAGAAAUGGAGGACGGAUUUGAUGAGCAAGAGCUGAUCAACAUGUCGCCGUCGUCCACUACUGCUCAUUCUUAUGUUGACGAGAAGUCUCUUCAGGCAAUGGCUGCCAAGUUGAAUGCUUUGAAUGUUCACGGUGGCGGUAAUGGAUCCAGUACUGCUGGUAGUGUUAAUACAGGGUUUGGUGGUUCGUUAGAUGGAUCGGGAUCUCCGGGUUCUUUUCAUGGAAUCGGGUCGCCUCAUGAGUCGCUGCACUCGUCACCAGCUAAAUCGCGUAUUGCCAGUUCCAAUACUUUGAAGAGCUUGGUCGACCCGUCUCUAUCGCCCAAAUCCAGUCAUUCCACAACCGCACAUGCCGCUGCUGCAAUUGCUGCCCCUCAUCCAUCGUUGGACAUGGCUAGCCAGUCACCUCACACCUAUGGCUCAUUCCAGAAACAAUAUGCUCAAGGAACGUUCCACCAGGAAGGUCACAAAGAAGACCCAGAUGUAUUCAGAGAGCUCAAUACUAUGUACUCCAAGGUUCAAUCUUGUAUUGACACGCGGCACAAGUACCAGUCCAUCUCGCUUCAGCGAGAAUCGGAUAACCCGAAGAACUCAUCUGAGUGGGAAAUCUACCCUCCUCCUCCCAAACCAUCGUGGAAACCUCAAACUAAAGAGUUUGCUGCUACAGUGUUUGAAGAAGAUGAGAAUGAAAGAGCCAAUGAGAAUGACGGAGUCGAAGACGGCGAGGCAGAUGACCAUGUUAACGAACAUGUAACCAAUGGUACCAAUCCUCCCUCUCGACGACCGCGAUUAUCGAGAAUUGGCUCAAAACUAGAAGUUGGCGAUGAUUUCGACAUGGCUAAUUGUCCUAUUCCUACUCCCUCUGAAUACAUCUUUGCUGCUGAUGAUGACUCUGUAUUCCAAGUGUACGAAUCACAAGAGGCCCUUGACCAGGGUCUUCCAAUUGUAGACGUCCCUACUCUUAGAGAUUAUUACAUGGAUAUGGACAGGAUUAUUUCCAUUAGUAGUGAUGGUCCAGUGAAGAGUUUUGCGUUCCGCAGAUUGCAAUAUUUGGAAGCGAAAUGGAACUUGUAUUCUUUGCUAAAUGAAUAUCAAGAGACAGCUGACUCCAAGAAGACCCCUCAUAGAGAUUUCUACAAUGUGCGUAAAGUAGACACUCACGUACACCACUCGGCCUGUAUGAAUCAGAAGCAUCUUCUCCGUUUCAUCAAGUAUAAAAUGAAGAAGUUCCCUAAUGAAGUGGUUAUUUACCGUGACAACAAACUGUUGACACUGACCCAAGUGUUCGACUCUCUUGGUUUGACUGCCUAUGAUUUGAGUAUUGAUACGUUAGAUAUGCAUGCUCAUAAGGAUUCGUUCCACCGAUUUGACAAGUUCAAUCUGAAAUAUAACCCAAUUGGUGAGUCCAGAUUGCGUGAGAUUUUCCUCAAAACAGACAACUACAUCAAGGGCCGCUACUUGGCGGAAAUCACAAAGGAAGUUGUCGAGGAUCUUGAGCAGAGCAAGUACCAGAUGGCCGAAUACCGUAUUUCCAUUUAUGGAAGAGAUCCAAAUGAAUGGUCUAAACUUGCUGCCUGGGUUAUUGACAACAAGCUACUGUCCCACAACGUCAGAUGGCUCAUUCAAAUUCCUCGUCUGUAUAAUAUCUACAAAGAGGGAGGCAUUGUCAAGAACUUCAAUGAUGUGGUUGAGAAUGUGUUUAAACCUCUUUUCGAGGUCACCAAGGACCCCAGUAAAGAUCCUAAGCUGCACGUCUUCCUUCAAAGAGUUAUUGGCUUCGACUCUGUAGACGAUGAGUCGAAGGUUGACCGCAGAUUCCACAAGAAAUAUCCCACUCCCAAGUACUGGGAUAAUGCUCAGAACCCUCCCUACUCCUAUUAUUUAUACUAUUUAUACGCCAAUAUGUCAUCACUCAAUGCUUGGAGAAAGAAAUUGGGUUACAAUACUUUUGUGCUUCGUCCUCACGCUGGAGAAGCUGGUGAUCCUGAGCACCUGGUUGCUGCGUUCCUCACUUCACACAGUAUCUCCCACGGUAUCUUGCUUCGUAAGGUGCCCUUCAUUCAGUAUCUGUACUACCUGGAUCAAAUUGGUAUUGCCAUGUCUCCUCUCAGUAACAACGCUCUUUUCUUGAAUUAUGACAAGAACCCCUUCCAUUCUUACUUCAAGCGUGGACUCAAUGUGUCUCUCUCCACUGAUGACCCACUUCAAUUCUCCUACACACGAGAACCUCUUAUCGAAGAGUACUCUGUUGCUGCCCAAAUCUACAAACUAUCCAAUGUUGACAUGUGUGAACUGGCACGCAAUUCGGUUAUCCAGUCUGGAUUCGAGGCGGCUCUCAAGAAGCACUGGAUUGGCAAGACCUACACUCUCCGUGGUCCGAAGGGUAAUGUCAUGGAGAAAACCAACGUUCCCAACGUGCGUCUUGCCUAUCGUGAAGAAACCUUCCUCCACGAAGUCGGUCUCAUCGAAAGGUACACUGGCAUUUCUAGCUGUCUCCGUAACGAGAGAUAA